AUGAAGCUCCUCAGUUGGAACUGUCAAGGAAUCAAUCCAUCCCUGACAGUUCGUAAUCUUAAGGAUUUUGUGAGGAAGAAUCGGCCAGAAAUCAUCUUCCUUAUGGGGACCAAAGCCAAGCUUGACAAGUUGGAGAGCCUCAAAAGGUCCCUAGGUAUGUACAACCACUUCACUGUUGAUCCUAUUGGUUUAUCUGGUGGUUUAUGUGUUUUUGGGUUACAUUCUAUCUGUUUAAAUAUUAUGUCUGCUGGUUCUCAUAUUAUAAAUGCUACUAUUGAUGCUUCUCGUGGUCUUCUGCACUGGGAAGUCUCUUUUGUUUAUGCUUCAAAGGGCCAAAGUUCACUUGGAAUAAUCGCCGUAGGCUUCGCCUUGAUAAAGCUCUUGCCAACUCUGGUUGGAGGCCUGGCACCCCAUCCCACUGGUCCAAUUGCUUCUUCUCUCCACCAAAAUAUUCAGAGGUGUGAGCCUACUUUCAGGAAAUGGAACUGGUCCUCCUUUGGUCAUUUGCAAUCCCGUAUAAAGAAGCUUCGAGAGGACCUCCUUGGUAUUCAAAGCCUUCCUUUCUCUGAUGAUAAUCAGGCUAUGGAAGAAGUUAUCUCUUUUAAUCUUGCUGAGGCUCUUAAAUUGGAAGAGAAGUUUAAGCUUACGCUUGAUGAUAUUAUCUCAUACCCUCAAUCAGCUUUUGUUUCAGUAAGAUCCAUCUCAGAGAAUGUUUUUAUGGCCCAUAAGUUGUUUCACUACAUCCGUCAGCAGAAGAAGGGUAAGAUUAAGCUGGCUGCUAUCAAGCUUGACAUGAAAAAGGCUUAUGAUAGGUUAGAAGGGGGGUUUAUUGAGGGGAUUCUUAAAAGAUUUGGAUUUAGUUCCCAUUGGAUCAAGAUGUGUAUGCAAUGUUUGCCUGCGGCUCAUUUCAAAGUGCUUAUUAAUGGAAUCCCUCAGGGUCAUAUUUGUGCCCAAGCUCUUAGCUCUGUUUUUUCUAAUGCCGAGAAUAUUGGUGAAAUUCAUGAGUGGAUCUUGCUUGAGCUCUCUAAUUUAAAAAAAAGUCUGGAUCUCUACUGUCGAGCUAGCGGUCAAGCCAUUAACCUUGUGAAGUCAUCUAUCAUUUUCAGCCCAAACACCCAUCAUCGUAUUUGCAGAUGGUUGUCCAAGUCUCUAAACUUGGGCCUCCCAGUUGACUUUGGUCAAAGUAAGAAAACUCUCUUUAAAGGUGUUCGAGAUCGCACUUUGAAUCUCACUGGAGGGUGGAAAUCUAAGCUUUUAUCUCACUCUGCCCGUGAAACUCUCAUCAAGUCUGAGGCUUUUGCUAUUCCGACUUACUCGGGGUCCCACUUUAAAAUUCCAGCUUCCAUCCAUUGUGACUUGAACAAGAAGAAUCUAAAGCGAAAGUUCACUGGAUCUCUUGGGAUCGCUAUCUAUUUUCCACGGUCUUCUUUUCUUGAUGCUCGUCUCGGGUCCUCUCCAUCUUGGGGAUGCGAAGUAUCCUGGAUGGCAGGGAGCUUUUUUCUUCUGGUCUAUCUUGGGAGUAAUGGCCGUUCUGUUCGUAUACGGGGCGAUCGCUGGAUUCCUUCUUUGCCAAACCAGAUGAUCCCUUCUCCCAAGGCUGUGGGUUGCGAUCUUGUUUGGGUCUCUGAGAUUAUUGAUCAUCCUAACAGGUGUUGGAACCGUGUGUCUUUGGCUGCCUUCUUCCCCCCUCUUGUUGAAGCUGCUAUUUUGUCCAUCCCCUUGAGUUUGGUGGAAUGUGAUGAUCAUCUUUUUUGGGGAGAAGGUAACUCCAGCACGUUCUCGGUUAAGCGGGCCUAUCAUCUUACUUCUAAUCAUGCUGACCAGCUUCGGGGAGCAAAGCCCUCUUCAUCCACUUCUCGUGCUUAUCAAAGAGUUUAUGACAAGACUUGGAAGUUUAUCUGGAGAAUUAAAACUCUCCCUAACAUUUGGUCUUUUCUUUGGCGAUGCUGUGCAGAUGGGGUUGCGGUUGGGGAAGGCUUCCAGCGUCAGCAUAUGCGUCUUGUUGCUUCUUGUGCAAGGUGCGGAAGCACUCUUGAGACUCCUCAUCAUGUGCUUGUAGCUUGCCCAUUUGCAAAAGCUGUUUGGUUUGGCUCCUCCGUUUCGGUUUGGGCUGAUUGUGAUCCCUCUCUUGGGUUGGAAGGUUGGCUCGAGUCCUGGAAGAAUCUGCCCUCGCCCUUGCAAGAUCAGGCUAAGCCGUUCUCUCCUGAGGAGGUCAUUCGCAAAGCUCAAAGUUCCUUCGACGAGUUUUGCCUUGUUACAGCCCCUGGCUUGCACUCUCCUCUGUCCACGCCUGCUUGUCCUGCCUGUGGGGGCUGGUCACUUCCCCCUUCCGGUUUCAUUAAGGUUAAUUCUGAUGCAGCGGUCCUUUCCAGUAAGAAGGCGGGUGUGGGUUUUGUGGCGCGCAACUCUUUGGGUGAGGUUUUGGCAGCUGUCUCUGAACCAAUCCCGUACACUUCACCUUUGAUUGCCGAGUCUCUUGGAUUGCGUUCGGCCACGCUUCGUGCCAUUUCUAAGGGCUGGCCAAAGGUGAUUUUUGGGUGUGAUUCCUAG
Molecule: messenger RNA, 2550 nt
Organism: Macadamia integrifolia
Lineage: Eukaryota; Viridiplantae; Streptophyta; Magnoliopsida; Proteales; Proteaceae
Exons: 7
Coding region: 1-2550 (849 amino acids)
Molecular function (GO): RNA-DNA hybrid ribonuclease activity; nucleic acid binding
Source: RefSeq, a predicted model, not a curated record